CUUUGGCGAAGGGGCGGGACUUGCACCGGCGUCUCUUCUUCCAACUGCAGCUUGGGGCAGCGCCAUUUUGAAUGUGCAGCGAGCGGCUGCGGGCGUGAAUUCGGGCAGGACGAGUUGCCGGCUCGCCUACCAAGCGGUCUCUUAACUGUCAAUAUUUUGUUGCUAGAGGCUUAUGUAGAGACGUAUACAUAUAUAUAUAUAUAGACAUACGCACUAUAUAUAGAUCUAGGCCUGUAUCUGGUGUCCGAGGCGAACUCACUAAGAUGAUGUUAAGGGGAAACCUGAAGCAAGUGCGCAUUGAGAAAAACCCGGCCCGCCUUCGCGCCCUGGAGUCCGCGGCGGGCGAGAGCGAGCCGGCGGCCGCCAUGGCGCUCGCGCUGGCCGGGGAGCAGGCACCACCCGCACCCGCACCCUCGGAGGACCACCCGGACGAGGAGAUGGGGUUCACCAUCGACAUCAAGAGUUUCCUCAAGCCGGGAGAGAAGACGUACACGCAGCGCUGCCGCCUCUUCGUGGGAAACCUGCCCACAGACAUCACGGAGGAAGACUUCAAGAGGCUCUUCGAGCGCUACGGCGAGCCCAGCGAAGUCUUCAUCAACCGGGACCGUGGCUUCGGCUUCAUCCGCCUGGAAUCCAGAACACUGGCUGAGAUUGCAAAAGCAGAGUUGGAUGGCACCAUUUUGAAGAGCAGACCUCUACGAAUUCGCUUUGCCACACAUGGAGCAGCCCUAACUGUCAAGAACCUUUCUCCAGUUGUUUCCAAUGAGCUGCUAGAGCAAGCUUUUUCUCAGUUUGGUCCAGUAGAGAAAGCUGUUGUGGUUGUGGAUGAUCGCGGUAGAGCUACAGGAAAAGGUUUUGUAGAAUUUGCAGCAAAACCUCCUGCACGAAAGGCUCUGGAAAGAUGUGGUGAUGGGGCAUUCUUGCUAACAACGACUCCUCGUCCAGUCAUUGUGGAGCCCAUGGAGCAGUUUGAUGAUGAAGAUGGCUUGCCAGAGAAGCUGAUGCAGAAAACUCAACAAUACCAUAAGGAAAGAGAACAACCACCACGGUUUGCUCAACCUGGGACAUUUGAAUUUGAGUAUGCCUCUCGAUGGAAGGCCCUUGAUGAAAUGGAAAAGCAGCAGCGUGAGCAGGUUGACAGAAACAUCAGAGAAGCCAAAGAGAAACUGGAAGCAGAAAUGGAAGCAGCGAGGCAUGAACACCAAUUAAUGCUAAUGAGGCAAGAUCUAAUGAGGCGUCAAGAAGAACUCAGACGCUUAGAAGAACUCAGAAACCAAGAGCUGCAAAAACGGAAGCAAAUACAACUAAGACAUGAAGAGGAGCAUCGGCGGCGUGAGGAAGAAAUGAUCCGACACAGAGAACAGGAGGAACUGAGGCGACAGCAAGAGGGCUUUAAGCCAAACUACAUGGAAAAUACUGGAGCGCAGUGGUGUGAUCUCAACUCACUGCAACCUCUGCCUCCUGGGUUCAAGCAAUUCUCAUGCCUCAACCUCCCAAGUAGCUGAGAUUACAGGUGCGUACCACCACACCCAACUAAUUUUUGUAUUUUUAGUAGAGAUGAGAUUUCACCAUGUUGGCCAGGCUGGUCUUGAACUCCUGACCUCAAGUGAUCCACCUGCCUUGGCCUCUCAAAGUUCUGGCAUUUAUAGGCAUGAGCCACUGUGCAUGGCCAGAAUUUUUUUUCUUUUUUUUUGGGGACAGAGUUUUACUCUUGUCACUCAGGGUAGAGUACAAUGGCAUAUUCUUGGCUCACUGCAACCACUGCCUCCCAGGUUCAAGUGAUUCUCUUGCCUCAGCCUCCCAAAUAGCUGGGAUUACAGGUACUCGCCACCACGCCUAGCUAAUUUUUGUAUUUUUAGUAGAGACAGAGUUUUACCAUGUUGGCCAGGCUGGUCUCAAACUGCUUUACUCAGGUGAUCUACCUGCCUCGGCUUCCCAAAGUGCUGAGACAACAGGCAUGAGCCACUGCGCCUAGCUGAAAAUUUUUUUAAGACGGGCUCUCGCGUGUCACGCAGGCUGGAGUACAGUGGCAUGAUGAUAGCUCCCUGUGACCUUGAACUCCUGGCCUCAAGUGAUUCUCUUGCCUCAGCCUCCCACGUAGUUGGGACUACAGGUGUGUGACAUCAGCCCCUCCUAAAGAAAAAUAUUCUUUUGUACAGAUGGCAUCUCUCUGUGUUCCCAAGGCUAGUCUCAAACUCUUGGGCUAAAAGCAGUCUUCUGUCUCUGCCUUCCAAAGCGCUGGGAUUACAGGUGUGAGGCACUGUACCUGGUCCUUUUUAUGUUUAAUAUGAUUUAUUCUUAAUACUUACCAAGUUGUAUUCUAAUUUUUUUCCUGAACUUUGUUAUCUACUCACUGUGUUCUCUGAAUGAAUUUUGAGGUAAAGAAUUUUAUGUUUGUCAUGUUAUAGUUACUUAGAUGUAAGCUGAGAGAAUUAACUAGCUGUUUGAUGACAUGUUUUUCAAAUACCAGUGCAUCUCAGUUAUGGUUUUCAGUCUGUAUAGAUCAUCAAACCUUGACAUUUAUUGAAUAUUCAUGCCUCAGAUAUUAAACAUUUGGUACAUUGGAAAAUAAACGUAGCAUUGAGGUACAAUUGCUGUUAUUUUUUGUAGACUUCAUAUGUGAUUACAUAAUGAAGAGUAAUUUUUAAAAGCAGCCAAAUAAACAUUUUUUUGUGUGUGCUUGGUUUUCAAUACACCUAACUUUUUACUUCAGAGUAUUAGACUUACGGGAAGACUGGGAGGUUUCCAUUUAGGAAGAAAAACUUGUUCACUGUUUCCUGUAUUCAAAACAUGGUACUGAGCACUGUAGAGGAUAUGGAGAAUGUUGGACGAUUUUAGGUUCUGAGUACUUAAGAGUGCUAAUGUUAAAGGAAACAGCUCAAACAUUCUUAAGAGUUUAGAAAAUGAAUUUCUCUACUGAGGAUGUCCAGCUUGUCAUUAAAUAGUCUUGGCACUAUUGUGGGGUACUUUUGUGUGUAUACGUGUGUGUGUGUGUGUGUGUGUGUAUGUGUGUGCGUGUGUGUGUGUGUUUGUGUGUGUUUUCAUAAAAUGAUGUGAUUUGUUUAUUAUUCCUGCUGUGUUGUAGGUAUACCUCAUGUCUUUUCAUUUGAAAUGGUAAGUUCUUCUAAUAAUUUUUGGUUCAGAAUGGUAAGAUUUUUUUAGCUAAUGUUAACCUUUUUUUGAGCAAUUGGAGAAGAGGAGAGUCCAGACCGGCAAAUAGAUGUGAUUAACUAAUAUAAACAUAUCUUGUACAUUGUCUAAUAUGCGAUACAACUAAUAAUUUAAAUCAUUUAAUAGUUUGAAUUAAUAACAAGAUGCUAGGAAAGCAUAAAAAUUGAACUUGUUACUUCUGCUUUGCGACUUGUUUAAUGUAUUUGGAGCCACCUUACAAGUGCUUGUUCUACAUAGUGACAAUAAGGUAUAAUUUAGGCUAGUCAGUAUCUAAGAUCGUCUGUACUUCCUAUUGAGGAUAGUAUCAUUAUAGUAUCAUCUAAAAUGUUAGAACUUUGUACUAAAACUAAAAAGUGAUAAUGUCUAUCUAUAUUCAGUAUUAAGUAACUACUAAUGAGAGGUAGGCUAUAGGAACUUGGGUUUGUAAGCAUCUUCUGAUGAGAUGCAGUUAUUUGAGUUAGAUUGAUAAUUAUAAUUACAAACUUUCAAAGGCGUUUACAAAUUUCAAGUAACUGAAAGUUUAUGGGUAAGUUUGCUUCUUUUCUUAAUGAUAUCUUAGACUAUAUUGUGCACUAUGUUUCAAACCCUGGCUUUUCUGGUUGUAAGUUUACCAUAGUUUUCUUUUUUCUUUUUUUUUUUUUUUCCAGCACAAGGGACACAGAACCAUAGUUUUCUUAAGUCUUCAUUUGGUUUAUUAUUGUUUUUCCUACAUUUGAUUUUAACCAAUUGAUAUUACUGUUACAGUAGUUUGUUUUAUAAUUGCAGAUUUUAAAUAACUUUGAUUUUUAUUUUGGUAUCACUUAAAUGUUUAAAAAAUGACUAUGUAUUUGAAUCUGUUGCUUUGAGCUAGCUACUUAGAAGAAAAUAUGUAUUUAUCACAAUUUCAAUGCCCCUGGUAAAUUAAGAUGAUUUAGCUAAUGCCUAGUAUCACAAACAGAAAUGGGUAUUCUCCUCUAUAAAAUAUGUACUUAACUCAUAAUGCAUUGGCCUUCUAUGCCUUGUUUUUGUCUUUUUUGCUUUUUUCUGUUGAUGGGACCAAUUUGGAAUUGCUGCUUGUGCAGUUUAUAUUUGUUUGUUUAGUUUCAUCUUUUAUACCUUGACCUGGCCAGUUGUGAUAGUUUUACUUUGGUAAGGAAAUGCAUUGGAUAAGAAAGAGGUUAUGGAUCAAGAAAUGCAGACCAGUCACCAGUAUGUGAGCUUUGGUAAGAUUUUAUUGCUAGUAUUGUUUGUCUUACAGUUGAUAUCCUUGCUCCUUUUUUUUAGUUCUGGGUAAAGUAACUAAAUUUGAAGAAUAAAUACUAUUAAUCAGUUUUAGGUUUUAAAAGCACUUCUUUAGAGUGAGUUUACAAUGACAGUUGAAAAUGGUAAUCUUAAAAAUGCCCUCAGGUGCAUUAUAAAUAAAAUUCUUAGGAGCAGUGGUGUGUGCCUGUAGUCCCAGCUACUUGGGAGGCUGAGGUGGGAAGAUCAGGUGAGCUCAGUAAUUCAAGGCCAACUUCGGCAACAUAGCAAGAGGUCCAUCUCUUAAAAGAAAAUCUCAGCUGAAUAGAAGCUUCCUUAACAAUUAUUUUAUGUAAAAUACAUAUUUCCUUCUGUGAUGUUUGCUAGAUUGUGUGUACGUUUAAUUGAUCUUUGGUUAGAGAGCCACCCUAUGUAUUAAAAAACAGCCAUUAAUUUUGAUGCACAUUCAAUUGAAUUUGACAGUAAUAUCAGAGUAAUUUAUUUACUCAAUUACCUGAACCAGGCUUUUAAAAUACACCGUUGAAUGUAUUUGUUUUAAGAGGCAGAUGUUAAGUAAUGAACACAGUUAAGUUCCCCUACUUUUAUUUGUCAUUGCCUCUAUUUCUAAUUUAGUAUUUAACAAGUAACACCUACUUUUGUUUCAUGACUAAACCUUGCAGUAUAAAUUAAAAUGUAAUUAGCUGGGUGUACUUGCAUGAUUUUAGUGCCAGCUAUGUGGGAGCCUGAGGCAGGAGGAUCAGUUGAGCCCAGUGAGUAUAAGUCUAACCUGGGCAACAGAGUGAGACUACAUUUUUUUUUUUUUUUGAGACAGAGUAAGACUCUGUCUCCCAGGCUGGAAUGUGGCGGCUCCAUCUCGAUAGAGGCACUGCAACCUCUGCCGCCAUGGUUCAGGCAGUUCUCUUGCCUCAGCCUUCCGAGUAGCUGGGAUUACAGACUCCUGCCACUGUGCGCAGUUAGUUUUUGUAUUUUUAUUUUUCACUGUCUUGGCCAGGCUGGUCUUGAACUCCUGACCUCGUGAUCUACCCACCUCAGCCUUGCAAAGUGCUAAGAUUACAGGUGUGAGCCACCGCGUCUGGCCUUUUUUGUUUGUUUGUUUUUAAUGUAAUUGAUUAUUCAAAAGGAUUCAUUUUCAAGUUUCAAUAUUUUAGUAGUCUUUUUCAAAGGAACUUUAGGUUCACAGCAAGAUUGUGUGGAAGGUACAGAAAUUUCCCAUAUAUCCUGUGUCAUAUACAUACAGCUUAUCCCACGAUCAAAAUCUUUUACCAGAAUGAUAAAACCAGUUGCUGAAGCUAUGUUGAUACAUUCCUAUCAACCAAAGUCUAUAAUUCAACUUUAGAUUUGCUCUGGGUGUGCGUUCUGAGGGUUCUGACAAAUCUAUGAUGUGAACCUACCAUUACAGUAUCAUACAGAGUAUUUUCACCUCCUUAAAAAUCUUCUGUGCUCUGCUUCUUUAUCCCUUCCUCCUAACCCUUGGCAACCACUGAACCUUCUAUUGUCUCCAUCGUUUAGCCUUUUCCAAAAUGUCAUGUAGUUGGAAUCAUACAGUAUGUAGUCUCUUCAAAUUGGCUUCUAGUCACCUAACAAUAUGUUUUUAAGUUUCCUCUAUGUCUUUUCAUGGAUUGAUAGCUCAUUUCUUUUUAGCACUGAAUACUUUGUCUGGUUGUACCACAGUGCAUCCAUUCACCUACUAAAGAACAUCUUGGUUGCUUCCAGGUUUUAGCAAUUAGCUGCUAUAAACGUUCAUGUGUAGGUUUUUGCGUAGACAUAGGUUUGCACCUCUUUUGGGUAAAAAGCAAAGAGUGAUAUUGCUGUAUCAGAUGGUAAGAGUAUGUUUAAUUUUAUCAGAAAUGACCAGACUGUCUUCCAAAAUGGUUACACCCAUUUGUAUUCCCUUCAGCAAUAAGUUAAAGUUCUUGUUGCAUCACAUCUUUGCCCGCAUUUGUUGUCAGUGUUUCAGAUUGUCACCAUUCUAAUAGGUUUUGUAGUGCUAUCUCAUUUUAAUUUGCAGUUCCGUCAGUGUAAUUUAUAAUUCUAUCAAUGACAUACAGUGUAAAGUUUCAUUUUAGUAAUCAUGUAACUGAGGAAUAUUUUCCCAAAUAUUCAUGGGUGAAGAUAUUUAGGAAUGCAUAUAUUAAGGGGAGAAAACCCGCCUUUGGGUAUGUAUAUGUACGUAUAAAUAUAUAUAUACAUACGUACAUACAUAGAGUCUUAUUUUUUAAAACUAUUUACCCCCUCCCUAACUAGCAGCAAAUAAUGCAGUGUAUUGGAAAUUAUUGUUUUUAAUUGCCUGAAUUUAAAUGUUAAGUUUUCCAAGCAUUCACUGUUGGUUAGGUUGGAAAGUUUACAUGCUAAUUGAGUUGUAUCAAAAGUAAUGUGUAUUUUUUUCCUCUUCGGUUUAAAACUUUUUUUUGGAGCGAGGUCUGAUUCUGUCACCCAGGCUGGAUGGAGCACAGUGGCACAAUCAUAGGUCACCAUAACCUUGAAUUCCUGACCUCUUGCCUUGAUCCGCCAAAGCCCUGAGAUUACAGGCACUAGACACCAUGCCUGACCCUUAUUUACCUUUUUUUUUUAAAAAGCAGAGUCUCCCUCUCUUGCCCAGGCUGGAGUGCAGUGGCACGAUCUCUGCUAACUGCAACCUCUGCCUCCUGAGAUCAAGUGAUAUUCCUGCCUCAGCCUUCCGAGUAGCUAGGACUACCAGGCACCCACUACCACGCCCGACUAAUUUUUUGUGUUUUUGAUAGAGACGGCAUUUCACCGUGUUGACCAGGCUGGUCUUGAAGUCCUGACCUCAGAUGAUCUGCCCAUCUUGGCCUCACAAAAUGCUGGGAUUAUUGAGCCAUGGCGCCCAGCUUUAUUCUACUGCCUCAGCCUCCCAAGUAGCUGGGAUUACAGGCAUGCGUUACCGCACCUGGCUAAUUUUUGUAUUUUUAGUAGAGACAGGGCUUCAUCAUGUUGGCCAGGAUGGUCUUGAAUUCUCGGUUGCAAAUGAUCUGCCUGCCUCAACCUCCCAAAGUGCUGGGAUUACAGGCAUGAGGUACUGUGCUUGGCUUUAAUUUUUAGUAGAGAUGGGGUUUCACCACGUUGGCCAGGCCAGUCUUGAACUCCUGACUUCAAGUGAUCAGCCCGCCUGAGCCUCGCAAAGUGCUGGGAUUACAGGUGUGAGCCACCAUGUCUGACCCAGUUUACUUUUAUUAGAGAAGAUUAAUUUGUUGAUAUACACCCUUCACUAUCUUAAUGUUUUUUUUCAUGAGUUAAUACUUUCUUAGUAAAGAGGCCUAAUCUCUUGAGGUUUUUAAAAAUGCCUAUCAAUAUUUCAUGUAAUUGAUUUUUGCUUUAUUCUUUGUGUCUACAGUUUGUUAGCUAAUAUUUCUGGUUGCUAACAGUUUUUACUUAAUAUUUCUCAUGAAAGUUUAACUGGUUAUCACUACCUUAUUGUUCUUUUAUGUAAACUUCUUUAGUGAAAGAAAAGGUAAUAGAAUGCAGUUUGCUCACACCAAAAUCUUUUCAAUUGCUAAAUAUAAUUUUUUUCUAGGGAACUUAUUUUUAGGAAUAUUUAUAUAUUCCUAAUUGAUUAAAAAGACUGAAUCCUAUUGCUUGUCAGAACUUACUAUAUUUUUCUCUAGAAUUACGUAUUUUUUAGUGGAUUUAAAUGUUCUAUAUUAUUUUAGCAUUUUCUUUUUUUGAGACAUAGGACCUAAAUAGCAUGUGGUGAUUCCUAGACAAUUCUUAAAGCUUCCUUUGAGAUAAGCAUGAGAGGUCUUUAUCCAUAAAGAAUUUUGAUUGUGACCUAAAAAAGAAUAUUGUUUGUGGCCAUUAAGAUUACAUUCACUCAAACAAGAGUUUAUACUGAUAAAGUGUUAGAUGAAUACCUCUUUUGAUUGAUCAUUAAAUGUUGUUCCAGUUGACACAGUUAAAGCAGGUUUUACUUAGUUCAGUGAGUGUAUCCCCAGGUUUAUGUGGUCAUACUACACUUUAGCUUUAUCUGAGUACUGUGUAAGUCAUUCCUUUAAAUUAGGUUAUUGGUAACACACACACACACACACACACACACACACACACAUACACACAGUACAGGUUGAAUAUCUCUUACCUAAAAUACUUGGGGCUAGAAGUAUAUUGGAAUUUUUGGAAUGUUUGCAUAUAGGUAAUGAGAUACCUUGGGGAUGGGACCCAGAUCCAAAUAUGAAAUUAACUUAUGUUUCAUAUAUGUCUUAUAUACAUAGCCUGAGGUAACUUCAUAGAAUUAAAAAAAAAUCUUUUUUUAAGAGGGUCUCACUGUGUUGCGCAGGCUUAUCUCGAAUUACUGGGCUCAGGCAGCUCUUGCAUCUCAGCUUCCUAGAGUGCUGGGGUUAUAGGCAUGAACCACCAUGCCUGGCUCAGUAGAAUAUUUUCAAUAAUAGUUUUGUGGGUGAAAGUUUUGCCUAAAUUUUGACUUAGACCCACUAUAUGAGGUCAGAUGUAGAAUUUUCCACUUUGGGCAUUGUGUUGGUGUUCAAAAAGUUUUCGGUUUUGGAGUAUUUGGGGUUUUGAAAUUUUGGAUGGUUAUGCUCACCUUGUAUCUUGAUAGCCUAAAUAAAUAUUAAAGGAAAAAUAUCCAUGUUCUGCACAAAAAGUGUCAUGUGCCAGUAGUGGCAUGUUUACCAUGCUUUGGAAAAUAUUUGGUAGGUUAAUUUACCCUACUUAGUGCAAGCUUUCUGUUUUUUAUAUUUUCAUUAAAGAAAUACUGACUGGACUUUAAAAAUAGUACUUUCAAACAUUUUUGCUUCCAUAUUUCUUUAAUUUUCCACAUCAUUGAGGGCUACAAAGUGCUGCCAAAGGAUUGUAUCAGUAUUUACCAUAGUAUAAACCAAAGUGAGUUUUAGAGAAAAUGUUACAGAGUUAAGAGUUGCUUUCUUGUACAUUUUUGCAAAUUUCUUUAAUAUUCACCUUCAGUGUAGUGGGAAGAAUGGUAUUGUUUUAUGUUUUGUAAAUUUGUUUUUCUCUGUAAAAAAUGGUUGACUUCCCACAUUUGCUUUUGCAAUCCAUCUAUUGCAGAAAGCUUUUUGAUUAAAAUGCAUCAAAGAAGACCUGACUUUAUACGAAAAAGUGAUAAGGGAGGAGUAUGUUAAUAACCUUUAAAGAUAAUUGUGGAUAUUUUUUGAUACUACUGUAAAACUUAAAAGUACUCUUACAUCGAAAUUAAUUGGGCUGGCUGGGCAUGGUGGCUUACACCUAUAAUGCCAACACUUGGGGAGGCUGAGGAAGAUGGAUCACUUGAGCUCAGGAGUUCAAGAUCAGUCUGGGCAACAUGGUGAAACCCCCUUUCUACAAAAAAAACACAAAAAUUAUCUGGGGGUGAUGGUAUGUGCCUUUAGUCCCAGCUACUCUGGAGGCUGAAGCAGGAGGAUUGCUUGAAUCCAGGAGGCAGAGGCUGAGGAAGCUGAGAUCACUCCAUUGCACUCCAGCCUGGGUAACAGAGUGAAACUUGUCUCAAAAAAAGAAAAAUCCACUGGGCCGCUUUGAAUUUUGGAUAGAUCUUUUACCCAUGCAUGAUUUUGUAGUGUCAUGUACCAAUCAGAAACUGAUGCAUUGACCUAAGCAGAUUAUCCAAAUGUUAAUGUUUUUAUCUUACAAAAUUAAAAGGUUACAUUUCUUCAUAUUGAUCUCAUAGAAAAUGCCUGCCAAAUACUCAAGCCAAUAGUUAUAGUGUCUCAUGUAAAAAUCUUGUUCCAUGAAAAAAGUAGUUCAUUCAGCAUGCACCCCAAUCAUGAAUGCUUUUUCUUAAAAUAACCAUCCUACUUCAGAGUGCAGCAGCAGUGGUUUAUGGACAAAUCCUGUUUUAUUGUGAAGGACAUGAAAAAAGAAUGUACCCAUGGAUAGAGAUUUAAUAAAAUUAACUUUUACUGCUUCAUCCAGGUAUUCAUAGUUUUAAACCACAGUUUGAUGCAUGUGACAAAUGCAGUGGCUACUAGUAAAAAUUGGGCACAUGUCCCUUGGAUUGUGCUAAAGCACUGGGACUUCCCAGCCAUUACUUUUGCACCACUGAGUGUGGUAAAUGUUGAUACAGAGAAAAGCCUGUUGAUAGUAUUAUAACUAAUUAUAUCUUAGUGCCAGGAAAAUAUAAAAUAGUAUGAUUGUGUACUUGCUGAGUGUUGGAGACUCUUAGUACUCCAUGACCUACACAUUAAGAACUGCGGUAAUGCCGGAAGGCUGUUUUGACAUGUGGUUCUGGGAAUUAGUUGCUUCCUGUUUUGGUCAUCUGUUAAUUUAAGUACAUUUGAAUUACAAGCUUUUCAGGAAUACAUAUGUAUAAUUCUUUUCAUGGAAAGGCAUACAGUCUUAUGAAUACUGCAAAGAUAAGUUAAAAAUCUCUCCUUUUGUUAGGCUUUGACUGUUGGAAUUCUUUUUUUUUUUUUUUUGACCAUAUGGGACAUGGAGAUACGUUGAAAUUUUUGAAGAAUGAAAGUAUCUUGUGAAUGUUAAACGUUUUAUGAACUCUAUUUUAGCAGAAUCAUAUAGGCUAGCUCAGCCACUUACUCUACAUAUGACCUUGACUAAGUUAUUCAACAGCUUUGUGCCUCAGUUUCAUUAUCUCUAAAAUGAGGUAACAGUAGAACCUACUUCACAGAGCUGAAUCCAUAACAUAAAACUGAGUUUUCAUCAUAGCUUUAUUUUAGCGCACUGCAGUCUUUUGAGAAUGUUGGUAACAAAGUUGUUUUGGCUUAAACCAAACUCUUAAUUUUUUUUGUAAAGUAAUAAAGCAUUAUUUAAAUUUGUAAAAAUAACACAUAUAAUGCACUGGUUCUAACUUAAACUCCAAUUUGAAAUAUUAUUAAAAGUCAUUCAUGGGGGAAAUAAGGGUCUUGUGUCUUGCUCGUGGGGUGGGCACACAGUUGUGAAUUUCUUCAAGUGGUUCUUACUAAUAUUUGAUAGAUUUAGUGAUAGUGAAAAAUACUGUAUUAAUUUCAUUUUACAAAGUCAUCUUAAUAUAAUCUCUACCUCUUUUGCAUUUUACUGGAAGUUUGUAGUGGUGGGUUUCUAGAAAGUAACGGCCUGAAGAUAUGACUAGGAAGCUGAAAACUUCUUUUGUUCCUUCUAAAAUAGUUACAAAAUAAUGUCAUCAAAUUAUACUGUCUUAAGAGCAAAGCUGUAUAAAAUAGUAUUUAGUAAUCAUCUUUAAGAUGCUGUCAACAUUACUAAAUACAAGUAUAUAUAUGUAUUUAGUGAAAAACGCUGUAAUAUACCUCAUGAAUUGGUAUUUUAAUACAGUAAUAUGCUAUAGUAGCAUGAAGUAUUCUAAGAUACUCUGAUUAUCUCAUUUAAAGAAAGGUAUUUUAGAACUUGUACCAAUUUAUAAACCACCACCAGAAAGGGAAUGUUCGUAUAUAAUAGUUGACUUAAAACCAUAGAUAUUUUCAGUACAUUGAUACCUUUCCCAUGGCAUCUCUUAAUGACAGUGGAUUUAAUAAUAAAAGAAGAUACUUUGUGAAUAAUAAAGCUCAUACUAUUCUAGAAAGUUAUUCUAGAGAGUGAUACACAGAGCUGAAAAUACAAAGAGAUGAUAAAAAAGAUUGUUUAUGCCCCCUUUCCCUGCUGGUGAAUCAUAAGCCAAUAGUUAAGGUAUUAGGGUAUAUAGAUAUUGAAAUCUCAAGCAGCGAGACUGUAAAUAAUUAUCCUGUAUUAGUGGUUAGAUAUUGAACUCCUAUCCUUUCAUUGUGAAGACAAAUUUAAAAGUAAAAGUAUAAAUUGAACUCAUGCUCCCCAAAAGUCAUGAUUAUAAAAUUCCUGUAUUUUACUCAGUGAUGCUGGUGUGUAACCAGCUUCUUAACAAAAUAUUUACUAUAUUUACUUGUUACAGAUACUUACCUAGAUGCUAUAGAUAUCAUUUUUAUAGCUAAAAGAUUUUGGGUGUGUUGAAGCAUUCCUCACUUUGAUCAGUAGGUUCUAAGAACUUAAUCAGUAGUUUCUAAAUAGUGAUAAACAAAUGGCAAUUUGAUUUAUUCAAAGUAGUGAUAACAUAAGCUUUAUUUUAAAAUAAUUUUUUAAAUAUAAUACUUGAUCAGUAUUAUAUUUUAUCUUACAGUCUAGCCUUUUUUUUUUUUGGGGGGGGGAGAUAGAGUUUCAUUCUUGUCGCCCAGGCUCACUGCAACCUCUUCCUCCUGGGUUCAAGCAGUUCUCCUGCCUCAACCUCCUGAGUAGCUAGGAUUACAGGCAUGCAGCACUAUUGUCUGGCUAAUAUUUUUUUGUAUUAUUAGUAGAGACGGGAGUUUACCAUGUUGGCCAGAGUGGUCUUGAACUCCUGACCUCAGGUGAUCUACCCAUCUCCCAAAGUACUAGGAUUACAGGCAUGAGCCACCAAGUCUGGCCUCAGUUUAGCGUUUUUUGCAGGUCAGUAAUAAUAUCCGUUAAUGGCCAAAAUUUUUAUGAUGAGAAAUUUAUUUUUAGGAAAGUGAAAACAUGGCUUUUAGGCUGGGCCUGAUGGUUCACUCUUGUAAUCUCAGCACUUGGUAAGGCUGAGGCAGGAGGAUUGCUUGAGCCCAGUAGUUAGAGAUCAGCCGGGUCAACAUAGAGAGACCUCAUCUCUACAAAAAAUAAUGAAACAAUUCACUAGGCAUGAUGAUGCAUGCUUGUUGUCCUACCUAUUUGGGAAGUUGAGGCAGGAGGAUCACUUGAGCCCAGGAGUUCAAGGCUGCAGUGAGCUAUGAUGAUGCCACGGCACUGCAGCCAGGGUUACAGAGCGAGGAUCUCUUAAGAACAUUUGUCUUAAAAGAAGCUUGUAGAAAGAUUGGUAUUUAAAUGUUCUGAUGUAAGAGAAAGCAUUUUAUCUCUCAUGAUGGUGUCUUUGAGUAUAAUAGCUUUAUUCAUUGUACCCUUCAUGAAGAUUUUUUUGGGCAUCUCUUUUUUUUUUUUUUUGAUUUUAAAUAACUGCAGUGCAAGAAUGGACUGUGGUAGCCAGGGCAUCUCUAUUUUUUAAGUUAGACAGGCAUUUUUUUUUAAGGAGUUGUUUGUGACUUAAUGGCAAUUACGUUUCCAUUGUAGGCUUUUAUUUUCUUUAUUUCCAGCUUUGUCGGUGCUUUUCAACAGUAUUUUGUAUUAUAAAAUGGAACUUUACAUGAACAUUUAGAUUUUAAUAAGAUAGGCUUUUCAAAGUACAGUUAUUAUACAUUGUUUAAACAUUGCUGCUUUUGUCUCAUAAUGGAAUGUUUUUCAUGAUUGCUACAUUUAACACAGUUUUCUGUUACUGGAAAUGGUCAUCAAGUCAAAGUGAAAAUUGCAAUUUUCGUAUGUUAUCUUGAGUAACUUAGAGAUUUCAUGGAAGUUAAUUCUAUGUAACUAUUGUUGGUAAAUGAAGAGUUUUUAGGAAGCAGUUGCUGUAAUGAAAUUUCAAAUGUUUUGAAUAUUUCUGUUCUAUAGUUACUUUCAUUCAGGUUUUCAAGUAAAAUUACUGCUCAGUUAAAGCAAUGCUGUGUCAAGCUUUCAAUAAUUGCUUGUGUGGGCUAUCUGUAGUCCCUUAAUGGAAUAAUGCUUGAGUAAAUGAAUAAAAAUAUACAAAUGAAUUGUAACAUUUAGACAAUGAGUAUUGUCUAUAACUUUAUUUUUAGCAGAAUUCCCUAAAGCUAUUUGUGGUUAUAUGUUUGAAUACAUUUCAACAGGAACUUGGUAAUGGUCAUUUCUAUUUUAAGACUUCAGUGACCUGGGAGGAGAAAAUAAUUGGCCCUGGUGGUUAUUAUUACUAGAUUUUCCUUUGCUUGGAAUCUAGGCAUGUGUCUUUCAUCUACUGGAAUAAACACAUUGAAAAUAAUCCGUGGUAGAGUUUAUAUAAUCUGAUUCAUUGGUAAUCUAAUCUUGCAGUGUAAACUGGGUGCUCUAAGCACUUGUAGUAUAUUAAGCCUGGGAGACU
Messenger RNA from Callithrix jacchus (white-tufted-ear marmoset), 14290 nucleotides. The record is from RefSeq and is a predicted model, not a curated record. Lineage: Eukaryota; Metazoa; Chordata; Mammalia; Primates; Cebidae.